AUGGGUCUUUCAGAGUAUUGGCAACAUAAAGCCGACUGCAAACGUAAGCAGUCGGAGCGUGCAGCAAAGAUUGCAUCUCUUCCGGCGCCAUAUCUUUCUCCCCUCUCUUCUCAGGAGCGUACUAUCCUCGGCAAGCCUAUCCAAGAGCUUGUCCAAGAUGUGCAAAAGCAAAUCACCAGCCCCGUUGAUAUCCUGAGAGCAUACGGCAAGGUUGCCGUCAAGGCACAGGAAAAAACCAAUUGUGUGACUGAGAUCUUGUUUCCAGAGGCUGAGGAAUGGGCCCAGAAAGAGGUCAAUCUAAAGGGUCCGCUGGCCGGUAUUCCGGUUUCAUUAAAGGACUCGAUACAAGUCAAAGGCUUCGACACCUCAGUUGGUUAUUCGAGAAACACCGGAAAGCCAGCUACUGAAGAUGGAGUCAUGGUCAAGCUGCUGAAAGAUGCCGGCGCCGUGCCUUUUGUAAAGACCAAUCUGCCCACUACCCUCCUCUCAUUUGAAUCUACCAACGACGUCUGGGGACGAACCAAGAACCCACACAAUGACAAAUACUCACCAGGUGGCUCAACAGGAGGUGAAUCGGCGCUACUGGCAUUCGGUGGUAGCCGCAUUGGUAUCGGAUCUGACGUUGCUGGCUCUGUUCGUGCACCCGCUCAUUUCUCUGGAUGCUACUCGAUACGAUGCUCUACCGGCCGAUGGCCAAAAGUAGGCAUGAACACCAGCAUGGCUGGCCAAGAAGGAAUUCCCAGUGUCUUCAGCCCUAUGGCAAGGACGCUGAACGACUUGACAUAUUUCACACGUAGCUUCAUCCAGAUGGAGCCCUGGAAAUACGACUACACAGUCCACCCGAUAGAAUGGAGGGAAGAAGUCGAGGAGAAAUAUAAGGAGAAGAAGAAACUACGCAUCGGUGUCAUGCGAACCGACCACGUUGUAGACCCAUCACCCGCAUGUGCACGCGCUCUCGACCAGACCGCAAAAGCCCUCGCAGCCGAAGGCCACGAGGUCUUCGACGUCGAACCGCCGUCCCCCUACGAAGCCCUCCAAAUUGCCUCGCAACUGCUCCUCAGCGACGGCGGCGGCGUCUUCCUAAGCCACUUCCGCACAGGCGAGUGGAACGACCCGGGCGCCGCCCAAAUGGUCAAGUACAUGCGUGUCCCACGCUUCCUAAAGUACAUCCACUACCUCUACCUCAAAUACAUCAAGGGCGACUCCAUCUGGGCCGGCCUACUCCGAGACUGGCACCCAAAGACCGCACAUGAGCACUGGCAGCUUGUCGGCAGGCGCGAAGCCUUCAAGCAAAACUUCUUCCAGUGGUGGCAGGAAAAGGCGAAAAUGGAUGUCAUGCUCACGCCCCCGAACGCAACGCCUGCUGUGCCUCAUGACGGAAUGCACGAUGCAGUCAGCAGCUGUGGUUACACGUUUUUGUUUAAUCUGCUUGACUAUUCCGUGGGUGUCAUCCCGGUAACGCAUGUUGAUGCAAAGAAAGAUGCUCUUCCUCCGAACUUUCAGCUGAAGAAGCUGAAUGGUGUUGCACAGGGUGCGUAUAAGCACUAUGAUGCUGAGAAGAUGGAGGGGUUGCCUGUGGCUGUACAGGUUGUGGGGCGGAGGUUGGAAGAGGAGAAGGUACUUGCGGUUAUGGAGAGGGUGGAGGAUGCACUAGACAAGCAUGGUGGUCGUUAUGAACUUUUGGAGAUAGAUUAA
Messenger RNA from Bipolaris oryzae ATCC 44560, 1695 nucleotides. RefSeq lists its product as uncharacterized. The record is from RefSeq and is a predicted model, not a curated record. The transcript is spliced from 3 exons. Bases 1 to 1695 code for a protein of 564 amino acids. Lineage: Eukaryota; Fungi; Ascomycota; Dothideomycetes; Pleosporales; Pleosporaceae.